AUGUUUGAACGUCAGAUUCGAACAGAAAUAGUAGUAGUACUGCCCACGAAUACCACAACAGCGGACUAUGGCUAUGGCCCGUUCCGGCAGCCCGAUAGAUUAUUCCCAGAAAUACCGGGAAUAGUGGUAUCAAGCCCACUUUGGGAUUAUAAUCCGAGGAAAAAGCAGUUUAGACUCUGCUGGUCCGGCUACGAGAGCCGUCACCCGGAUUGGGAUAGUCCGUCAAUUUGCGAUAAGAGUCGUCGAGACACAAGUGCGCUCGCGCGUGGGUUGACUUGGAUACCUCAAAACUCGUGGGAAGGGCCUGUCGACAAUCUGGUUACGCUCAGUGAAUAUGAUAACAGAGGCCACGCAUUCUACAAAUAUAUCACUGUGGCAAAGCUAGAUGACGGAACUAUCAUGAUGGAUUUUGAUAUACUUGGGCAAGGGGGAGAAGGGCUUCCGUCCGUAUAA
Orbilia oligospora ATCC 24927 is the source of this 453-nucleotide messenger RNA. RefSeq lists its product as uncharacterized. The transcript has 2 exons. NCBI's taxonomy places the organism in Eukaryota, Fungi, Ascomycota, Orbiliomycetes, Orbiliales, Orbiliaceae. Bases 1 to 453 code for a protein of 150 amino acids. The record is from RefSeq and is a predicted model, not a curated record.